Messenger RNA from Sorghum bicolor (sorghum), 1006 nucleotides. RefSeq lists its product as uncharacterized. The record is from RefSeq and is a predicted model, not a curated record. The coding region runs from base 263 to 823 and encodes 186 amino acids. Lineage: Eukaryota; Viridiplantae; Streptophyta; Magnoliopsida; Poales; Poaceae. The transcript is spliced from 5 exons.
CUCCUUCCUAUCCAUCCGUCACGGCCGGGUCGUGACCGAUACCGCCGGCCGCCGCGCGACCGGCUCUACGCGGACCAAGCCAGCCGCUGCCGCUCCACGGUCCUCUCUCGCCUCCCUCAACUCUUGCGACUCUGCUCUCUCCUCUGUCAUUAAAAGGGAGUUUUCUCUCAUUCUCCUACUCUACAUCGCCACCCUGCGCAUCCUCUCUCUCCGUGCCGAGCCGGCGACAAGAACAUCGCCAUCAGUUCGCGCAUUACACAUUAUGGCUAUAUAUGCUGCAUCUUUCGUAUCAUUGGAAGAUGCAUUGAGCUCUCCAAACAACUCACAAGUUGAUUUAAUAGCGGUUGUGGCUCAUGUCGGGUCGUGGGAUUGCCAGACCUUGUUUCCUAAUUCAUUUAGGGAGCUUGUACUCAAAGAUAAUAGCCGGAUUGGAUUUCUCCGUGUGUUCACGUACGAUGCUGAAGAAAACUACCAUAUGUUUUUUUCAGCCGGUACUGAAAACUAUUUUGUCAUUGCCAUUAAUGUGGUUGUGGAUUCUUAUGCACGUUGUUUGAUAAUGUCAGAACAUAGUUCUAUGAUUUUUGUGGGACCAUGGGAUUAUUGUCCUAUUUUUGCAUCUCUAAGAGCUAUCAGGGACGAAAUGCGAAACUUCGCUUGUUACAAUGACCAAAUUAAAAUUGCACUCAGCGCUCGAGCUAAUGAGGUCAAGCGGCUUGAAUACGAAGAAUGUGCAGCAAUGUCAAACAACCAGGGUGUUAUUAGUUACGUUAAUGGUUGCAAUAUUGAAGAGGUAGAUGAAGAAGUAUUUGUGAUUAAACAUUAGUAUAUUGUUGUACUUAGAUUCUUCAAAUCAACAUGUUUGAUACAAAUGAAUGUAUCGACGCUGCACAAUUAGGUACAAUGAUAAGAGAGAGCUCCCAAUUUGAUUCAAAAGCAAUUACCAAGCUGGCAACCUAAUUUGCUAGCCUUGUUUAGAAGCGAAAAGAUUUUGGGUUUUGCUACUGUA